Molecule: messenger RNA, 309 nt
Organism: Encephalitozoon cuniculi GB-M1
Lineage: Eukaryota; Fungi; Microsporidia; Unikaryonidae
Exons: 1
Coding region: 1-309 (102 amino acids)
Source: RefSeq, marked provisional
AUGGAGCCAAGGGACCACGACGGCAGCUAUAGGGAGGAAAUGCACUGGGGAUUCACAAAGAUUCUAGUGGUGUCCAUGCUCUAUGGGCUGAGCCUGGUAUGCAUUUUCCUUGGUCUGAAGCCGUUGUUCGACAUGGACUUCGAGGUCAAGAGCUUUGCAAAUCUUGCCUUUGUUGCAUUCCAUGGAUUCUACAUGUUCAGCUUUAUGGCCGUUCACAGAAAGAGCCAUUUCAUCUUCUGGUCCACAAGUUACAUGCUUUUGAGCGGAACCUCUCUUCUGUUCUACUACUACGAAGACCUGUUCCUGUAA